Messenger RNA from Podospora pseudocomata, 1938 nucleotides. It is a transcript of the gene FAD1, whose product is annotated as 3'-phosphoadenosine 5'-phosphosulfate sulfotransferase. Gene Ontology annotation, biological process: FAD biosynthetic process. Gene Ontology annotation, molecular function: FMN adenylyltransferase activity. The record is from RefSeq and is a predicted model, not a curated record. Lineage: Eukaryota; Fungi; Ascomycota; Sordariomycetes; Sordariales; Podosporaceae. Bases 192 to 1475 code for a protein of 427 amino acids. The transcript has 3 exons.
GUUGGCCAGUUGGCAGUUGUCUUCGGCACAUAUCGACAGUGCAAUGAUAUCUCGGAAUGUUAGGUUGGCCAGGAUAGGCUUGAUGAGUUCCGAGGGGAGGCACUCGAGUCUGCUGGCAAUGCGUUUGUCCUUUGCCGUCGUGGUCAUGGUGGCAUGAAGGCGUGUCCAGCUCGACGUUUUGGAGCCAUCUCAUGUGGAACUCUUCGCUGGAGCUUGACCAGUCCGAGUGGGUGGAUAUGUUUUUGUUAGUAGCCCCUGACCUUGCUGCGGUGCCGCGGCAGCCUCUGUUAGUGCAUCGGCAGCCAAAUGAGCAAUCCGUAACAGCGCGUGUAAUUACGGUUAGGGCGGCUGACGGAGAACGGGCGGUCGGGCCAACUUCGGUCUGCCGCCCCGCGCUUACCCCUGUCCACCAACCUACCCUAGAUUGCCAUGAUGUCUGGGUUGGGGGGCGGCCAUCGAAGUCGGGUCUGGCAUCUGACAGAGGUUGGCAGGGGCCAACUUUCACUUUACCAGCCAUGUCUUGCUCAUUCGCCAGCAACAACACCACCGCCAUGAUACACGACAACGCCGUCGCUUCCCAGGCCAUCCCGAAAACCAACGGAGUUGCGAAGCAAGGAGAACCCGCGCCCGUCGCGCAACCGCCACAGCGCACCCUGCCAGAUAUCUGCUACGAGCUGCGGGGCAAGAUCGAUGCCUUCCUUACCGAGGACAUCACCAACGACAAUGUCUUGCGCAAUGUGCAGAGCCAGAUUCGGGUGUCCAUUGGCGUGAUCGAGGAGGCGCUGCGCCGAUAUGGGCUCGAUCACCUCUCUCUCUCGUACAACGGCGGAAAGGACUGUCUCGUGCUUCUGAUUUUAAUCUUGGCUUGCUUGCCAACUUGCAUCAGCCCGCCGACUUCCUCUGGGAGUGUUGUCGCAGCCCCGUCCGAGAUUCCGACUCCGCCAUCACAACCGCCGACGUCGGAACCCGUUGAAUCGGCUCACAGCUUCCACAUAAACAAGUCCCUCCAGUCGAUAUACAUUGUUUCUCGUCAUCCGUUUACCGAGGUCGAGGAGUUUGUGGAGAGAACGGCGCAGGAGUACAAUCUCGACCUGAAACGGUAUGCGCUACCAAUGCGGCCCGCGCUCGAGGCAUAUCUGCUGGACCGUCCCGCGAUCAGAGCCAUAUUUCUCGGGACAAGACGGACCGACCCCCAUGGGGAGUUUCUCUCGCACUUUAACCCCACUGAUGCGGGCUGGCCGCAGUUUAUGCGCAUUCAUCCUGUGAUCGACUGGCAUUAUGUUGAAAUCUGGGCAUUUAUCCGGCAUCUUAAUAUCCCAUUUUGCGAUCUUUAUAACCGUGGCUUCACGUCCCUUGGCGGCGUCACUGAUACCCGUCCGAAUCCCGCCUUGGCUGUAGGCGAAGGCGCAUCUAAAUUCCGGCCAGCGUAUGAACUUCGGGACGAUGACGAGGAGCGCCUUGGCCGAGACUCAUAAGCCAAAGUUCGAGAACAGGGCGGUAGAUACGGGUGGCUGGAAAGUGGGAAUCGAAUUGUAUAGACCAUAGAAUAGCAUAGAUGGCGUUUGGGGGCGGCGGGAAGGGGGUUCGUUGCAAAGCCUCUGGUGCAGUUGGCGCUGCCAACUCCAUAAGGUUCAUUUGACGCAGCAGAGUUGUUCAUGGCCUCCGAUUACGAUCUACUCCCUCUCUUUGGAGUCAUUAGGGCUCUCUGAUAUAUGAGAAGUGAGGGGGCAACUCUGUAUGUCAUAGGUGCCAUUGGGAACCGUAAGCUAUAGCCCAUUAUGUAUCACUGGCUUCGGAUUGCCUUAGUUAACUUUCUUGGGCAAGCAUUGUUGACUGGCGUUCUCUUGGAGCACGACGCUACAAGGAUAAGUCAAGUACAAUCAACCAAUGCGUUACGUGACAAAGGAAAAGGGUGUUUCAGGGGUUCAAUGUCACUGG